This is a messenger RNA of Fragaria vesca subsp. vesca, 1140 nucleotides long. Its product is annotated as probable polygalacturonase At3g15720-like. Lineage: Eukaryota; Viridiplantae; Streptophyta; Magnoliopsida; Rosales; Rosaceae. Bases 1 to 1140 code for a protein of 379 amino acids. The transcript has 9 exons. Gene Ontology annotation, molecular function: polygalacturonase activity. Gene Ontology annotation, biological process: carbohydrate metabolic process. The record is from RefSeq and is a predicted model, not a curated record.
AUGACUUAUAAUGUACUCGACCAUGGUGCGGUUGGAGAUGGCCACAGAGAUGAUUCUGAAGCUUUUUUGAAAGCAUGGAACGCCUCAUGUCUAGAUAAAGGGACACCAAGACUUGUAAUACCAGGGGAGAAGACCUAUCUUCUUCAACCUACGAACUUCUCAGGUCCUUGCCAGUCCAGCUCCAUUCACGUUGAGAUUUCUGGAAAACUUCUGGCACCCAGUCCAGAUGCAUGGAAAGAGUGUGUAGACCUUUGGUUAACCUUUUCAGAGGUGACCAACCUCACCGUAAGUGGAUCAGGAGAAAUCAACGGCCAAGGUUCCCUUUGGUGGAAUAAAUAUGACCUGCUUAACUAUGUGAAUAAUUAUAAGGUGCAAUGCGAACGACCAAAGGCUUUACGUUUCUACAGAUGCGAUAGUCUUCAAUUAAGUGGACUUACUCUAGCUGACAGUCCAAGAACACACAUCUCCAUUCAGUAUUGCAAUUAUGCGAAUGUCUCGUACCUUCAGAUUAGGGCACCUGAAGAUAGUCCCAACACAGAUGGAAUUGACAUCUCUAUGUCAAGCAAUGUCAAUAUCCAUGAUUGUAAUAUUGGAACAGGUGAUGAUUGUAUCGCUGUUAACAAUGGAACAUUCAUUAUCGAUAUCAAGAACAUCGCUUGCGGACCAGGUCAUGGAAUUAGCAUUGGAAGUUUGGGCAAGAAUGGAGAUCAUAACACAGUAGAAAACAUACAUGUAAAGAAUUGCAGUUUCAAUAGCACAAUGAAUGGAGCCAGAAUUAAGACAUUUCAGGGUGGUUCUGGAUAUGCCAGAAGGAUAUCAUUUGAAGAAAUCACUCUUACAACUGCUGGGCACCCCAUUAUCAUUGAUCAAUACUACUGUCCUGAACAUGACUGCGAAAAUUCGACUUCGUCCGUACAGGUGAGUGAUGUGACAUUCAGUGGCUUCCAUGGAACUUCUAAGAAUGAGCAAGCAAUUACAUUGAACUGCAGCCAGAGUGUUAAUUGUGUAAACAUUGUGAUGAACAAUAUCAAUAUCACCUCAGCAGUUGCCAGUGAGGAGGUGAGGGCUUCUUGCAGCUAUGUAAAUGGGACUUCUUACGCAACUGUACCACAAGUCCCUUGCCUGAGCUCUAAAGCAUGA